AUGGAGCGCGUCUUCUCCGUGGAGGAGAUCCCCAACCCCUACUGGGCCCCGCCGCACCCUCAAUCGGCGGCCGCCGGCGCUGUUGCUGCACCAGGUGGAGGAGGGGGAGCGGGGGAUGCGGCGGGUGCGAUGAACCGGUGCCCGUCGGAGUGGUACUUCCAGAAGUUCCUGGAGGAGGCCGUGCUCGACAGCCCGGGUCCCGUCGCCGGCGUCGGUAGGGGCAGCGGUGGAGCUGGAGUUGAGGCGGCGGAGAGCAAGCCGCUGGGGGCCGCGGCGCCCGCGGCUGCGUCGAGCUCGGUUGUUGACCCCGUGGAGUACAACGCGAUGCUCAAGCAGAAGCUGGAGAAGGACCUCGCUGCCGUCGCCAUGUGGAGGGCUUCAGGUGCAGCACCUCCAGAGCAUUCUGCAGCUGUUUCUUCCUUGCCAAGUGUGGAUGUUCCGCAUGCAGCUCCUCUUAAACCCAUCGGAGGUACUGCAAGUCUAGUUCAAAACAAGCUAGCUGGUGCUCCAGGUGGGGGAUCAGGUCCACAUGUAGUACAGAAUGCCGAUAUCCCUAUUAAGCAAACCACUAGCUCUUCCUCACGAGAGCAGUCAGAUGAUGAUGACAUGGAAGGAGAUGCUGAGACUACUGGAAAUGCAAACCCUGUUCAACAAAGACUACAGAGAAGGAAACAAUCCAACCGAGAAUCAGCCAGGCGUUCGAGAAGCAGAAAGGCAGCUCACUUGAAUGAACUGGAGGCACAGGUAGCACAGUUAAGAGUUGAAAACUCUUCGCUGCUAAGGCGACUUGCUGAUGUUAAUCAGAAGUUCAAUGAGUCUGCUGUUGACAAUAGGGUGCUAAAGGCAGAUGUUGAAACCUUAAGAGCAAAGGUGAAGAUGGCAGAGGACUCAGUGAAGCGGGUAACAGGCAUGAACACGUUGUUCCCAGCCGUUUCUGAUAUGUCGUCCCUCAGCAUGCCAUUCAAUGGCUCCCCAACUGACUCCACCUCUGAUGCCGCUGUCCCCAUCCAAGAUGACCCAAACAGUUACUUCGCCAAUCCAAGCGAAAUCGGAGGCAACAACGGUUACAUGCCAGAUAUAGCUUCCUCGGCUCAAGAGGACGACAAUUUUGUCAACGGGGCUGCUGGCAAGAUGGGCAGAACAGCCUCGCUGCAGCGGGUGGCAAGCCUGGAGCACCUCCAGAAGAGGAUGUACGGAGGGCCGGCUUCAUCCGGGUCGACCUCCUAG
Miscanthus lutarioriparius is the source of this 1227-nucleotide messenger RNA. Lineage: Eukaryota; Viridiplantae; Streptophyta; Magnoliopsida; Poales; Poaceae. The record is from the annotation of a GenBank genome assembly.